This is a messenger RNA of Orbicella faveolata, 4435 nucleotides long. RefSeq lists its product as uncharacterized. The record is from RefSeq and is a predicted model, not a curated record. Lineage: Eukaryota; Metazoa; Cnidaria; Anthozoa; Scleractinia; Merulinidae.
CAUGCAGUUAAUAACACAAAUUACAAAGAAAGAAGUACAUGUAUUAUAUUUGUUGGAACUAUUGCUGUCAACUUCACUGAAAACAACAAUGUGAUCUUGAGAACUUAACAUCAAAUAAUGAAUUCAGCACCUUCUAUCUAUUCUUUGGUUAUAUUCAUACAAGUACCAUGAACUUCUAUCAUGACUAUUCCAACUUGUAACAACAUUUUGCACAAUAGUUGAAUUGUAAACUGCUAGCUUUCAACUAUUUAGACUCCGUGAUUGCCUUCCUCCGAAUCAUUUAUUAAAUGAACUGGCUCUUCAAGGCUUUGUAUAAAGCACAUAGACUGGUAAGUACCAGUUUGAUUUUACCAUAGUCAUAAUUACCAAAACAAACCGGUUGAUGUAAAACCACCAUAAAUGCAAUCAAUUCACUGCGAAACUGCUAGAUAAUCAAAGAUUAGAGGGGAACAUUUGAUACCUCCAAUUAGCUUGAGUUUGGCUGAUUUCAUAGUUUUACAGCCCUUCAUAGUAAAUCUACUAGUUAUUCCUUGUGAACUAAUUUGAUACAUAAUGUCUUGAGUUUUCAUUUGUAAAGAACCAGUUUUACUGGCAGACAUAUUUUUAUAAAACCAAGUAAAAAUAUACAUUUCAUAUUUAUCUGUGCAAUUUCCUUAAUUACACUCAAAUCUGGGUGAGUCACUUGCAGCUGAUUAUAAUCUAUACUAUGUAAUUUUACAAUCAACCCUCCUUCACAGUGCAGUUCUCACAAACUCCUAAAGAUACAUUAAUCUUUUACGAAAUAUUUGGAAGUCCUUUAGAAUAGUUUGAAAUUUUCAGUAAGUAGCCACAAGUCUUAGUCAUCAGUACUUUUUGGGGUUGCACACACAAAGAAAUAAUUAUAUAAAGAGAAAUGCUGUCAUUGUAGCCCGUUCUUUGCAGUCAAAUAAAGUUUAAGCCAAAGCCAGAUUGGUCUCAUUUAGGAGUUUAAUUGAAAUCACCAACCUUUUUACUUUGGAGUAUCUCCACCCAGGUUAUGUACAGCAAUGGCUCUAAGUCAUUUCCCGCUAUCUUGGAGCAAAACAGUACCCUUUUGAACUUUCUUUCCACAAACCUUUCGAGUAAAAUCUGGAACAGUGAUUGUGUUACACUAACUCCCACUCAGCCCAUAUUUUCUGUCUUUGAGGCCUAAUUGAAUUUCAUAUCAUAUUCCUCAAAAUGUCCAUUUACCACUCCAACACUUCUUAGAACAGUUCAUACCCUAGUAUGGAAAUCAAACAUCAUUUUCUAUCGACGACAUUUAAAUUUCAUUGGCUUAUCAAAUUCACGAGUUGGUUCAAAGAGCCUUUGAUAAACCUAAAUCAUGAGUCCCGUAGUAUUUCUCCCUAAAGAUUGGAAUGUUUAUCUUCAGUGCUGUUACGUAUGCUUCAUCUGUAAGUAAGGCUGUAUCAAAUUUCCAGAAGCCAGGUCCUCUUUUUUGGUUUAGGUGAUUAGACUGGAGUACAAGUGACACAGCGGAGUGAUCAGAUUCGGGUGCGUGGACGAUGUCACAUUUCUUUGCUAAUUAAAUUAACUCCUGUGAAACUAAGAAAAAAUCUAAGCGACAUUGAAUUUUAAAAGAUUUAGUUCUCCAUGUGAAACACUGUUUGUCUUUGUUCAGGCUUCGCCAUGUAUCACUUAGGUUAUACAAAUCACAAAGCGUGUUGAUUUCUUGGAUGACAGCUGAUUUUUUGGAUACAGGUUUUCCGCCUCUUUUGUCAUUUGAGGUGAGUGCGCAAUUGAAGUCUCCUCCAAUUACAAUUGUAUGUUGCGCGAAUUCCGCGAGUUGUUGGUUUAGUCUUUUGAAAAAAGCAACUUGUUGGGCGACAUCGUUAGGUGCGUAAAUGUUGACGAGAACAAUAACUUUCUCUUCCAGUGACAAUUUUAAAAUAAUGAACCUACCUUGUUUGUCUGGAAUGACUUUGUUUCAACUUUGAAAUUCACAGAGGGAUGAAUUAGUGUUAUGACACCUUUACUAUGGUUUGUGCCGUGGCUAAAGAAACCUUUGCCACCCCAUUCGUUUUCCCGGAUAGGUUCAAGAGCUUUGGAGCAGUAUGAUUCUUGCAAAAAUAUGACAUGAUGAUUUUGUUUGUGUAACCAUCGAAAAAAGGUUCGGCGUUUGACCGAUUUAUUAAUACCUCUAACAUUUAGUGACAAGCAUUUUAGGUCGAAAGGCAUUGGCAGUAUUGACGGUGUUCAUUUUGUAGGCGGUUUAAAGGAACACAAGCCAGGCGGAGUGAUAAAUAAACACGGAUUUCUUCCGACGGAAUUUCGUUAACUCACGACAAAUUGGUACAAAAAAUAAUUUAACUUUUUCGCUGAUUGGCUGCUGCGAGAAUAUGAACGAAUGAAAAAGACGGUUGUUUCAAGCGAAGUGGGUUGGUAUAACGAGACAGAUGGAGCAAGCGGCGGUUCGAGCGGUGCUUCGAGUAGUUCGGGAAGAACUUCGGUCGCUUUAGAUGUCGGUUGUUUGGAACCAUUUAAUCUAAAAGGAGAGCCACACAGUUUAAGCCAGCGGUGGAGGAGUUGGAAAAGAGCAUUUAAUCUGUACGUUACAGGGAAAGGAGUUUCGGACGAAGCACAGAAAAGAGCUCUGUUUUUACAUGUCGCGGGAAUGGACGUUCAGGAAAUUUACUUCACACUUGCUGCUGAUGCUGAAAGCGCUACUUUCGAGGCGACAGUUAAAGUUCUUGAUGAUUAUUUUGUUCCAAAGGCAAACGUUCCUUUUUAGAGACAUUUGUUUCGACAAAUUGUGCAGGUAAGUGGAGAAACCGUUUAUCAGUUCGUUGUAGGCUGCGUCAGCGAGCAAUCAAUUGUGAGUUCCGUGAAAACGAGAAUGAUUAUAUCCGUGAUUAAGUUCUUGACAAGUGUUAUUCCAGCAAGUUGCGUCGAAAGUUCCUGGAAAAGGAGGGAGCUCUAACGUUGGAUGAUUUGUUAAGGAUCGCGAGGUCACAAGAAGCUGUUGAUCGCCAGUUGAAACAGUACAGCACUGACCAUGUGAAUAAUCAAUUGGCUGACCAAGUGAAUGCAGUUGGUGACAAGUCGGAUGGAAAUAUGCGUUCUAGGAAUGGAAAGAAAUGCUUUAGUUGCGAUCAAGAAGGACAUUUCGGUGGAGACAAGAAGUGUCCAGCGCGUGACCGAACUUGCAGAAUGUGCGGUGUUAUUGGCCAUUUCAAAGUUAAAUGUCCCUGGGCUCAUCAGCGUGGUGGUGGUGACUCCGGAUCCAAAGGGGAUAAAGGUAGCAAAGGUGCUGAUGGUAGAUGAAGAAAUACUGGGAGUAGACGAAGUGACGGUAGAGGAAGACGUGGUCGUGGUCGUGGAAGGUCGCGAGAAACAAACCUUGUGGCUGACGGGAAUCACAGCGAAGAACCUACCAGAACAGUUCAGCAUAGUCCCGAGUUUGCAUUUUCUGUGGAGCAUUUAACUGGCCAUAAGCGACAAAGUAGUGACUUGAUAAUCUUGAUAGUCGGAGGUGUAGCUGUAUCUGAUGUCCUUAUUGAUUCUGGAGCUACUUGUAACGUGAUGGGACAAAAACUGAAAGGAAUAAACUGUGAGUCACGCAAGUCAGCCCGAAACCUUUUUGCUUACGGCGGUACGGAACCUUUACCGACUCUUGGAACUUUUACUGCAGAUGUAACGCUGACUGUUAACAACAGCGGUUGUAGAGCAGACUUCGUGGUGGUCAUGGGCGACGACCGGACGCUACUGGGUCGUGAAACCGCGGAAAUUCUUAAUCUUUUGCACAUUAGUCCCUUCCAAGCGAACAAUGUUGACAGUAGAGAACUUGAGAGUUGUAUCCGAGAGAAAAACAAGGUCUUGUUAACUGGUGUUGGUCUUUUGAAGGGAUACGAGCUUAAACUCCAUAUCGAUGAGUCCGUGACGCCUGUGACCCAGCCUGUACGUAGAAUACCGUUUGGGUUACGGGAGAAGGUGGACAAGAAGCUCGACCAGCUUCUGGAGCUCGACAUUAUGGAGGAAGUACCAGAUGGACCUUCAGGAUGGAUCUCACCUUUGGUGGUUGUUCCUAAGGGCGAUGGAGACAUAAGGGUGUGCGUGGACAUCCGUCUUGCAAACGAAGCAAUCAUCCGUGAAAGACACCCGAUUCCAACGGUGGAGGAGCUUUUACACGAUUUGAACGGGAGUACCAUGUUCAGCAAGAUUGAUCUCAAAUGGGGUUUCCAUCAGAUUCUGCUUAGCGAGGACAGUCGACACAUCACUACUUUCGUCACACACAGAAGUCUUUAUCGUUAUAAGCGGCUGAUGUUUGGAGUGACGUCCGCACCGGAGAAAUACCAGCAAAUUGUCAGAGAUGUGUUAAGGGGUUGUCCCGGAGUUGUGAACAUUGCGGACAAUCUAAUUAUUCAUGGCAAGAGCGUAGAGGAACAUAACCGAUGACUUUUUGCAGUGUUGGAUAGGC